UAGAACCCCGACCAGAAAGGUAACCCACGAUGCGCUCUUCGAAGUGGCUGCUAUCGCUGGUGAUGCUGCUCACCUGCCAGCUGUUCCUUGUGCGGCAGGUGAAGGCUGAAGAGAGCCACUGCACCUCGGUGGCGGGAAUGGUCAAACUGCUAGGCCUGGAGGCGCAGCUUAUCGAUAACUUAGAGGAGUAUGCCGUAGAGCUGGAGAAAAAGCUGGAGAUCGUGAGAAGGAGCAUAGCCAGCCUGCGUUUGGAGAACGACAGAGCCCGCGGCUCCACGGAGGAGUAUCUUUCCAACCCGCUGAACUCGUUUUCUCUCAUUCGCCGCAUGAAUCGUGACUGGCUGAUAUGGCAGCUUUUCAUGGACGAUCCUGUGGGUCUAACCCAGGUGGAGAAGGUGCAAGAACUUAGGGAACACAUGCCCACCCACACGGAUGUGGAGGAGGCUGUGACCGCCUUGGAUCGUAUUCAGAACACCUACGGCCUCCAAGUGGCUCACAUAGCCCAUGGCCUUCUCAAUGGAAAGCAGUACAAUGUGAGUUUCACAGCACUGGACACCUAUGCCAUGGGUCAAAUACUCUUCGACCAGGAAAACUAUUUGGCAGCGGCCGGCUGGCUUUACCAGACCAUUGUCUGGAUGGCGGCCUUUAAGCUGGCUGCUCCACUGGAGCUUUCCAAGAACGAAGUGAGAAUGGUCUACGCAGAAACCCUGCUGAAACUGAACCGGAAAGCAGAUGCCCUGAAAGUUGUCAACAUUGCACUGGCUGAUAGGCCCGAUGAUAUUAAACUGCUGCUGAAGAAAUCGGAAAUCGAAACGAUGAUAAGGACGGGCACCAACAAUGCGCCUGAUGUGAAGGUUCAGGGAGCGGGGAAGCCGAAUGCCUACCAGAUGGGUUGCCGGGGUCAGUUCCCAGCGUCCACCGAUGGCAGGCUCCACUGUCGAUACAAUGGAACCACCUCGCCCUUCCUGAUCCUUGCCCCCUUCAAGAUGGAAGUGGUGGGUCUGGAUCCCUACAUGGUGCUCUACCACGACGUGCUCUCAGCGAAGGAAAUCGAAGAGCUUCAGGGAAUGGCCACUCCUGGUCUGAAGAGGGCCACUGUUUUUCAGGCCGCCUCCGGUCGAAAUGAAGUGGUCAAGACCAGAACCUCCAAGGUGGCCUGGUUCCCGGAUUCCUUCAGCCCUCUCACCCUUCGACUAAACACCCGCAUCGCCGAUUUGACCGGGUUCAAUCUGUACGGCUCCGAAAUGCUCCAGCUGAUGAACUACGGACUAGGUGGCCACUACGACAAGCACUACGACUUCUUCAAUCAGACUAGCUCCAAUCUGACUGCAAUGAAUGGCGAUCGUAUUGCGACCGUACUCUUCUAUCUGACGGAUGUAGAACAGGGAGGGGCCACCGUGUUCCCUAACAUUCAAAAGGCUAUAUUUCCCCAACGCGGAUCGGUCAUAAUUUGGUACAAUCUCAGGGACGACGGUCAACCCGACACCAAAACUCUUCAUGCCGCCUGCCCGGUUAUAGUGGGAUCAAAAUGGGUGUGCAACAAGUGGAUCCGAGAGCGCGAACAGGUAUUCAGAAGACCUUGCCUUAAAAGGUGAAUGUGAUUCUCAACUAAACAUAGUCAAGUGAUAUUAUACGCCCACCAUGAAACUCAAUAAAGUCAAGUAAAAAUCGA
This is a messenger RNA of Drosophila eugracilis, 1672 nucleotides long. Its product is annotated as prolyl 4-hydroxylase subunit alpha-2. Gene Ontology annotation, cellular component: endoplasmic reticulum. Gene Ontology annotation, biological process: peptidyl-proline hydroxylation to 4-hydroxy-L-proline. Lineage: Eukaryota; Metazoa; Arthropoda; Insecta; Diptera; Drosophilidae. The record is from RefSeq and is a predicted model, not a curated record. Gene Ontology annotation, molecular function: procollagen-proline 4-dioxygenase activity; L-ascorbic acid binding; protein binding.